UAUCUCUGUGUUUCUCUCUCUAUCUCUGCAAUGACGAAGAAGAAGGAGAGGAAAGUGAACGUCUCGGGAAAACCGAAGCAUUCACUCGACGUGAAUCGCAGCAAUGACACGAAGAAGGAGUCACGCUCCGCCGCCACCGUGCGCCGCCUCAAGAUGUACAACACGAGGCCAGUUCGCGACCGCAAGGGAAAGGUUUUGACCAACGAAUAUCAGUCUAAGGAGCUUCCCAGCACGCGAAUCCAACCUGAUCGCCGUUGGUUCGGGAACACUCGGGUUGUGAAUCAGAAAGAGCUUGAGUUCUUCAGAGAAGAGCUGCAGAGCCGCAUGUCGAGUAAUUACAAUGUUAUUCUGAAGGAGAAGAAAUUGCCACUGUCACUCCUCAACGACCACCAAAAGCAAUCAAGGGUUCACCUUCUUGAUAGACAGCCUUUUGAGGAUGCAUUUGGACCUAAGACUAAAAGAAAGCGCCCCAUGAUUAUGAGUCCUUAG
Molecule: messenger RNA, 489 nt
Organism: Gastrolobium bilobum
Lineage: Eukaryota; Viridiplantae; Streptophyta; Magnoliopsida; Fabales; Fabaceae
Product: nuclear/nucleolar GTPase 2-like
Exons: 3
Coding region: 31-489 (152 amino acids)
Cellular component (GO): nucleolus
Source: RefSeq, a predicted model, not a curated record